AUGGGGAACUCGCCAAGUAGUCACAAGAUAUCUGCCCAGGAUAAGGCCAUCCUGGACAUGAAGAACCAGCGCGACAAGCUACACCAAUACCAGCGGCGCAUCACCGUGCUCACCGAUCGCGAGAAAUCCAUAGCGAAGGAGAUGCUGGCAAAGGGGAACAAAGAGAAAGCACUGUUAGCGUUACGGCGGAAGAAGUACCAAGAGUCCCUGCUGGCGAAGACGGAUGCGCAGCUGGAACAGCUGGAGAAGCUGACCAGCAGUGUGGAGUUUGCGCUGGUGCAGAAGGAUGUGGUAUUCGGUUUACAGCAGGGCACGAAUGUGCUCAAGGAGAUACAUAAGGAAAUGGGUGGAUUGGAGCAUGUGGAGAAGCUGAUGGGCGAUACGGCGGAGGCCGUUGCGUAUCAGCAGGUCAGUAACUUGGGAUUGGUAUAUGGUAUCUGGCUAAUGUUUGUACAGGAGGUGAGUGAUAUGCUGGGAGGUCAAAUAUCGAAUCAGGACGAAGAUGAGGUCGAGGAUGAGCUUGAGGCUCUCGAAGCAGAAGUUACCGGAGUACCACUUCCCGCGGUUCCUACGACUGAGCUACCUAGCGAAGCCAAGAAGCAGAAAGAAAUAGCCAGGCGGCGAGAAAGGGAACGGGAGAAGGAAGAGCGUACAGCUAUGUUUGCAUGA
Molecule: messenger RNA, 669 nt
Organism: Lachnellula hyalina
Lineage: Eukaryota; Fungi; Ascomycota; Leotiomycetes; Helotiales; Lachnaceae
Gene: CHMP6
Product: Charged multivesicular body protein
Exons: 2
Coding region: 1-669 (222 amino acids)
Biological process (GO): late endosome to vacuole transport via multivesicular body sorting pathway; vesicle budding from membrane
Cellular component (GO): ESCRT III complex; multivesicular body
Source: RefSeq, a predicted model, not a curated record